AUGGCUCUUGAUUCUGCAAUCCCCAUCACUCUAAGUUAUUUCCUAUCAGCUGCUACUAUGACCUAUGCUCAACACUUAACACAAGUGCUUCUAGAACCACCAAUCAAUCUGUUGUAUCCUGGCAUUAUGACGUUUGUGGUGGGCAUCAUUGACAACUUCUACCACCACUACCUUCUGUCCAACUUGAGGGAAAACGGUGAAAAGGAGUACAAGAUUCCAAAGGGUUGCUUGUUUGAGUUUGUGAUAUGCCCCCACUACCUUCCUGAGAUUAUUCAGUUCUAUGGAAUCUCCUUCAUUUCUCAAACACUAUAUACAUUCUGUUUCACUGUAGGCACUACUUUCUACUUGUUGGGCCACAACUCCUACUUAACUGGAAAUCAAGUUAGCAGUGCUAGCAGUACUUCUGCCAUAAUAAAUGAAAAUGGAGUUGCUUAA
Sphenostylis stenocarpa is the source of this 435-nucleotide messenger RNA. The record is from the annotation of a GenBank genome assembly. Lineage: Eukaryota; Viridiplantae; Streptophyta; Magnoliopsida; Fabales; Fabaceae.